Paramacrobiotus metropolitanus is the source of this 1653-nucleotide messenger RNA. RefSeq lists its product as uncharacterized. The coding region runs from base 1 to 1653 and encodes 550 amino acids. Lineage: Eukaryota; Metazoa; Tardigrada; Eutardigrada; Parachela; Macrobiotidae. The record is from RefSeq and is a predicted model, not a curated record. The transcript is spliced from 3 exons.
AUGUGGAACGAUCUUACGAAAUGUUUAGAAAAUUUUGUUUCUACACUUUUAUUAUCGUUGCACGCUGGGUACAAUCUCACAUCAUCCCAACCAACAUACGAUCAGACAGGACUCGGAGCCACCGACAGCGCGUCCGCCAUGGGGUACAGCGGAGCAUCCUCGUAUGCCGCUCCGUCAUUCUGGAAUGCCGACACCACAACGCAGAGCUAUGGAAAUCUCGUAUCAUUACAAGGAGGAUUUGCGCCCAAUUCCGGUAUGGCCAGUUCGUACUUAAAUUCUUAUGUCGGCACGACAACCACUGAUAGUGCGGGAUCGGAAACGGACACUGAAUUUGGAGCCGCACUGACAAUGGGUGACACCAUUACAUCCGCACCGGCCAUCACCCAGACCAUCAGUUUCGAUUUCUCUAAAAUAGACUUCUCCCUUCUCUUAACCGCACUGCAGCAAAUUGUCGAACAACUGCAAACCAACGGUCAGACAACUCCAGCCUCAACCGAGACGCCGACCACAACUUCGUCACCCAGUGGCGCUCUGGUGUCGUACGGGAAUAGUUACAACCACUUUGGAAGUAACAGUUACAAUCAGCCGGAUAGUGCCUCAGCGUCUAUGCCAAACGCAAGUCCAGCGGGUAGUGAACAACAACAGGCAGGGUCACUUGUGGCCACCAGUAAUGCCGGUGCAGGGCCAUCGUAUAUGCAAAGUGGAUCGGGGUUGAGCAGUGGUCAAAUUACAGAUAACGGUAACCGCUACAACGCGUACGGUCCUUAUGCUUCCGGUGGAAGCUACGUAUCGUCGAGUGCGCUAGCUCAGAUGACAGUCGGUGCUACAGCGGUUCCCGUUGCAGCUGCAACGGAUGCUAUGAGCGACAACAGAAGAUAUUCUGCCGGUAUGCCGGCGCCGACACAGUCGACAGCACAAAAAGCGCUCAUUAAUGUCAACCAAAACGGCAGUCAGAGUAAUAUUAAUGGUGGACGUGCAACAUCCUCCGGCUGUGGAAUACCGGCAUCGGUCCCAGGCGUGCCUAUUGUUUUCGCUAAGAUGAUGGGCGGAUGGUUCGAAUAUAUGAAUAGAUUGCCUGGCCUCCGUCCAAUGUCAAACACAAUAAACAUUUAUACUCCGCUGGGAUUUUCUGUGUUGCCGGAAACGAACAACUGGGGUCUCGUGACCAGUUUCAACGUGUUUCAAUACAACGGCGCUAUAGCAAGCACUGCAAAAUGCGUGGCAAUCUUCGAACAAUCUAACCUAACCGCGGAUGGACGGAAAAUCGCCACACCACUGAUCAACCCGCGGAUCAAUAAUCAAGGAAAUCCCGAAAAGAUAGUCUAUACCAUCCUGGCCGUCGAUUACGAAACAAUGGAAUUAUCUUACCGCUGCAACAAGCCGAACCCAAAAACCGGCUUGUGCGAUGAAGCAUUCUUUCGGUUGUCGACACGAAUCGAUCCUCGCAACCUCAACCAAACGAUGCGAGACCAUAUUCGUGCAACAGUCAACAAAGCACUGCAGCCGUUUUGUUUGGGUACUCGUGACCUGAAUUUCGCCAACUGGCUGCCGCUCCCAUCCUGUUCCCAAGAUUUACCAUCGGAUGUGGCGAAGGUGUUGCACGGCAUUACGAAAUUGUUAACAGAACAAAAUCGAUCAGGAAAAGCAACCUAA